GCCAACAUGGCUUCCCCCCCGCACCAGCAGCUGCUGCAUCACCACAGCACCGAGGUGAGCUGCGACUCGAGCGGCGACAGCAACAGCGUGACGGUGAGGAUCAACGCCAAGCAGCAGCAGCAGCAGGGCUGUGCCUCGGCCAAGCACUGCAAGUACAGCAUCUCGUCCAGCUGCAGCUCCGGGGAGUCGGGGGGCACGCGCCGGGCCGCGGCCGGCCACAGCGGCGGCCUGCGCCGGCACAAGAAGCUGCCGCAGCUCUUCGAGAGGGCCUCGUCCAAGUGGUGGAACCCCAAGUUCGACUCCAACAACCUGGAGGAAGCCUGCAUGGAGCGGUGCUUCCCGCAGACCCAGCGCCGCUUCCGCUACGCCCUCUUCUACAUCGGCGUGGCCUGCCUGCUCUGGGGCAUCUACUUUGGCAUCCACAUGAAAGAGAAACUGCUCGUUUUCGUGGUGCCGGCUCUGUGCUUCCUCUUGGUGUGCGUGGCGUUUUUUGCGUUCACCUUUACCAAGACUUACGCCCGCCAUUACGUGUGGACUUCGCUGACGCUCACCCUCCUGGUGUUCGCCUUGACGCUGGCACCGCAGUUCCAGGUGCUGACACCUCUCUCAGGAAGCGGUGACGUGGCCAACCAGACUCCCCCAGCCAACCCCUCGGACACUUGCCUUUCUCAAGUAGGCAGUUUUUCUAUGUGUAUUGAAGUGCUCUUGUUGCUUUACACGGUGAUGCACUUACCCUUGUAUUUAAGCUUGUUUCUGGGCCUCUCUUACUCGGUCCUCUUUGAGACCUUCGGGUAUCACUUCCGCGAUGAGAACUGUUUUACGCCUCUUGGCGCCGGGGCGGUUUACUGGGAGUUGUUGAGCAAAGCCUUCCUCCACAUCUGUAUCCACGCCAUCGGCAUCCACCUAUUUAUCAUGUCCGAAGUCAGAUCGAGAAGCACAUUCCUGAAAGUGGGGCAAUCAAUCAUGCAUGGAAAAGACUUGGAAGUGGAAAAAGCCCUGAAAGAGAGGAUGAUUCAUUCUGUUAUGCCGAGAAUAAUAGCUGAUGACUUAAUGAAACAGGGGGAUGAUGAAAGCGAAAACUCUGUCAAACGUCAUUCCACCUCAAGCCCCAAAAGCAGGAAGAAGAAGCCCUCCAUCCAGAAAACCCCCAUCAUAUUCCGUCCUUUCAAAAUGCAGCAGAUAGAACAAGUGAGCAUUUUGUUUGCAGAUAUCGUUGGCUUCACGAAGAUGAGUGCAAACAAGUCUGCCCAUGCCCUCGUGGGACUCCUGAACGAUCUCUUUGGCCGCUUCGACCGCCUGUGUGAAGACACCAAGUGUGAGAAGAUAAGCACGUUGGGAGACUGUUACUACUGCGUAGCUGGUUGCCCAGAGCCUCGGGCAGAUCACGCUUAUUGCUGCAUUGAGAUGGGCUUAGGGAUGAUUAAAGCUAUCGAGCAGUUUUGCCAAGAGAAGAAAGAAAUGGUGAACAUGAGGGUCGGUGUUCAUACGGGCACGGUCCUCUGUGGCAUUUUGGGAAUGAGGAGAUUCAAGUUUGAUGUGUGGUCCAAUGAUGUCAAUUUGGCCAAUCUCAUGGAACAGCUGGGGGUGGCUGGAAAAGUCCAUAUUUCAGAAGCUACUGCAAAAUAUUUGGAUGACCGCUACGAAAUGGAGGAUGGAAAGGUGAUUGAACGAGUUGGUCAGAGUGUGGUUGCCGAUCAGUUAAAAGGUUUAAAGACUUACCUGAUAUCUGGUCAGAAGGUGAAGGACCCUCCCUGCAGCUGCUCACAGGCUCUGCUUCCUGGCUUGGAGUCGGGGGAUGCAACUAAGAUCCAGGGAGCGUCGUCAGCUGAGAACACCGGUGAUUUAACGAAGACUCUCAAACRUGCAGAAAAACCCAAGCCUUGUCCUUCAUGUAGUACCACCCUUCCUCCCCAUUGCGAUAUCAGCAUAGAAGAAGGAGCUAUCCAAAAUGGUUGUCAGGAUGAACACAAAAACAGUACUAAGGCUCCAGGUGGACAUAAUCCAAAGACUCAAAAUGGGCUUUUGAGUCCUCCACAGGAAGAAAAACUGAGCAAUAGUCAGACCUCCCUUUACGAAAUGUUGCAAGAGAAAGGAAGAUGGGUGGGAGUGAGUCUGGAUCAGUCGGCUCUCCUUCCUUUGAGGUUUAAAAACAUCAGAGAAAAGACAGAUGCUCACUUUGUGGAUGUGAUUAAAGAAGACAGCCUCAUGAAAGACUACUUCUUUAAACCGCCUAUCAACAAACUGAGCCUCAACUUCUUAGAUCAGGAUUUGGAGAUGACCUACAGGACGAGCUAUCAGGAAGAGGUCAUAAAAAAUGCUCCGGUGAAGACRUUCGCCAGUGCUACCUUCAGCUCGCUCCUGGAUGUGUUCCUUUCCACCACAGUCUUCCUAAUACUCUCCAUCACGUGUUUCCUGAAGCACGGGAUGGCCUCGACCCCUCCGCCGCCAGCAGCAGUUGUGGUCUUCGUCAUCGCCAUCCUGAUAGAAGCGCUGUCCCUUGUCAUCUCAAUUAGAAUGGCCUUCUUUCUGGAGGAGGUGAUGGCUUGCACGAAGCGUCUCCUGGAGGUCAUCUCUGGCUGGCUGCCUCGACAUUUUUUUGGUGCAAUCCUAGUUUCUCUCCCAGCUCUUGCAGUUUUUUCACACUUCACCUCUGAAUUUGAAACAAAUAUUCAUUAUACCAUGUUUAUGUGUUGUGCGAUUCUGAUCACCAUUGUCCAGUACUGUAACUUCUGCCAGCUUAGCUCCUGGAUGAGAUCCCUGUUGGCAACGAUAGUAGGAGCCGUGCUUCUCAUUUUGCUCUACGUCUCCUUGUGUCCGGACAGCUCGGUGGAAACUUUUCAUCUAGAUUUGGCACAGAACCUCAGCUCCAGAAAGGGUCCGUGCAACAGCUCGGUGCCGAGUGACACCAGGAGGCCUGCAGAUCUCAUUGGUCAGGAAGUGAUACUGGUUUUCUUCCUUCUGCUGCUUCUGGUUUGGUUUCUGAACCGAGAGUUUGAAGUCAGCUACCGCCUGCACUACCAUGGAGAUGUGGAGGCUGAUCUUCACCGCACCAAAAUUCAGAGCAUGAGGGAUCAAGCUGACUGGUUGCUGAGGAAUAUUAUUCCCUAUCACGUGGCUGAGCAGUUGAAGGUUUCCCAGAGCUAUUCCAAAAACCACGAUAGUGGCGGGGUGAUYUUUGCGAGUAUUGUGAACUUCAGUGAGUUCUACGAAGAGAACUACGAAGGAGGCAAAGAGUGCUACCGAGUCCUGAACGAAUUGAUUGGAGAUUUCGAUGAGCUGCUCAGCAAACCGCAUUACAGCAGCAUUGAGAAAAUCAAAACAAUUGGGGCUACCUACAUGGCUGCUUCAGGACUGAACACCUCACAGUGUCAAGACAGCAACCAUCCACAUGGACAUCUGCAGACCCUUUUUGAAUUUGCCAAAGAAAUGAUGCAAGUGGUGGAUGACUUCAACAACAACAUGCUGUGGUUUAAUUUUAAACUUAGGAUUGGCUUUAACCACGGCCCCCUCACUGCUGGGGUCAUUGGCACCACCAAGUUAUUGUAUGACAUUUGGGGUGACACUGUGAACAUUGCUAGCAGAAUGGACACCACUGGCGUCGAGUGUCGCAUACAGGUGAGUGAGGAGAGCUACCGCAUCCUGAACAAGAUGGGGUAUGACUUUGAUUACAGGGGGACAGUCAAUGUCAAGGGGAAAGGUCAGAUGAAGACCUACCUGUACCCCAAAUGCAUGGACAAUGGGAUUGUGCCCCAUCACCAGUUGUCUAUAUCUCCAGACAUUCGGGUUCAAGUGGAUGGCAGCAUUGGGCGAUCUCCGACGGAUGAGAUUGCCAACCUGGUGCCUUCUGUACAGAAUUCUGAUAAGACAGCCCAUGGCACAGAUAACUUGGAAGCUAAGGACAUCCUUCCUUCCUCCAAGAAGCUCCAGAAAGAUGUGCUGAAAGCGGAAGAGAGGUGCAGGUUUGGCAAAGCUAUAGAGAAGACUGACUUAGAGGAAGCAGGAACUGAGGAGGUCAAUGAACUGACAAAGCUAAAUAUCUCUAAGAGUGUAUGAUGCACUGUCAGAGUUGCAUGAAGUGCUCUGUCAAUAGAAACACAAAGACAUUAGCAAUUGGCAGUUUUCUUUUUGAGGAGAGACCUUCUCAACACCUGGGUUGUACGUUUGUUUUCAUUUCAGUGCCUGAUGCUGUGUGGAUCACAGUUCUUCAGGGCUUGUUUUCAUCCAUCUCUUUCCUCCAUGCCCCAAAUCCCAUCCCAAGCUCCCCAGCUCCCUGUGCAACCAUCUUUCAGCUGAGUAGAGGAUAUUAAGUGCCUUCAGAUAUACUCCAUUGGACUCCCUGUCAAGGUACAGAGGCCCCAAGUGAAAUCAUAGCUUUGGGUAUUUAUCUAAUUUUGAAGAAAAGAAAAGCUGUGGUUAUAUCAUUUUUAUUGUUCUUUCUCACAAAACACUUUUUUUGGCUAAUGCAACUCCUUGGGUUUUUUAUAUCUAUCUGAACAAUAUUUUACUGUUAUCAGACCUUUUGUAUGCAAACACACAGACAAAUGUGCAUGUUACCUACCAUACAAGACUGACAUAAAGUGCCAGUAAUGUACCACAAAAGAAUGUCUUGGCAAGGGCGGGGGGUGACACAAUUUUCCUUCGUGUUGGGCUGGAGGAGGAGUUCUGCAGUGGCUUAACGUUUAGUUGGAGUUGGCUGAACAACUGCUGUGGUUUAAUUCUCCUUCUACUGAUGCUUUCCUCAAAUUUCAUGUGCCAUGGUGUGCUUUGGAUGCACUUGUUUUCCAUAUAGCCAAUGAGUUCCUGAUACGUGGGUAUGGAAUCAGGGUUCGGACUUCAGCAACUCUCAGGACAGGGAUCCAGAAGCAGACAGGUGACCGUACGAGUGUUAAAAUUCAGGUCURAAGCGUCUAAAAGUUUCAUUUUGCUCCACCCCCUAGCUGAAUUUGAAAGGUAGGUGUGAAGGAAGGUGGCAUCUGGAAAGCUGGUCUGAUUUGAGAGGGAGAAAAGCUAAACAAAUGUUUUGGGGAUGCCUUUAUUUAUUUAUUUAUUUAAAGUCUAUUUUUAUGUGGGUUUUGUGGAAGGGAUUAGGAGAGGUGAGCUGUUAAUUGGCUUAAUAAGAGUAAUAAGAAGUCCAGUAGUGUUUCAGCCUCUUUGAACUACCAACCACUGUGAGGAUGUUACCUAGGCAAUAUUUGUUUCCAAGCUGGAGAAACCAGCGAAGCCACCAGACGCCACUGAGGAUCCCAGCUUCCCUCUGUACUGAAUUAAUGGUGCUGCACAAUAUUUUUCAGGAUUUGCCCCCUGCACUGUGCUUUUUUGCAGCAGGGAAGAGGACAGCGUGUUCCCUGCGUGCCGCUGAAAGCAGGAAUAGGGAAAGAGUCCUUCAUUGUGAGCUGAGAAGCACAAUAACUGCCCAGCCCUACAGGCGACUUUGAGCAGAUCCCUGGGGCCGGGGAUCUGCGGGAGCACAGGAAGCCCUUGGCACAGAGGUGGCUGCAGGAUUUGGGGCCUUAGGCUAGCCCAGUCCUCCCCUUGCAUGCUUCCAUCCCUUGCAUUUGAUGCUCUACUUCAGAUAAUCAUCAUGAUUCAGUUAUUCCAGUUUAGCCAACACAUGUGAUGCCAAAAGAGAGAUCUUUUGUACCCCAAAUAAGUUCAUUAGCCAGAGAAAAGCUGGUGAAAUGCGAUGCUGUAUUGUCUGCGUAUUGACAUGUCUUCUGACUAUUUCUUUCCAUCUGAACUGAAAGCAGAAUAUAUUGAUACUUCUUUUUAUUCCCAGUGUGAUUUUUGUGGAGUUUGAGUAAUAAUAAAUACAUACAUUGUGAAGUUCUGUUUAGCUCUGUGAGAUCCAUCUAUGCUCCCUGGUGAGCACGGAGCUUUGAAGCCUUUGCCAAAUGUUAGUCUGUGGGAUAUUUGGAUCUCAGUUACAUUAAAUGAGGUUCUGAACACUGUUCUCAGAAAAGCUGCCGUUUAUGCAUCUUUAAAUUAGCUUUGCCAUGAAAGCUGUUUAAAAUGAACCUUGCUCAAUCUCCCAGCACACACAAAAUCCUGGGUCCUUGGCCUUGCACCCUUUAGUCACAGAUGCUGUAAACCUGCUUUGGGGCUGCUCCCGACGAGCAACAGGAUAAUGUUUUCCUUAAUGCACAGUUCUGCAACAGCCUUCCUUGUCAGCAGAUUUGAAAUAGUCCCUUCCCCCUCGCCACCCCAUUCUUAAUGGGUUGCACUUCCAACUUUCAGGUAGUAAAACUCUGCAAAUACCUCUUGCAUCCAAAGAAUGUAUUCUUGAAACCCCUGUUCGGAUUCUUGUUUCGGUUAUGUCAGUGUGUGUCAGUAUUUCUUUUCUUACAGUAAAGGAGUUAAUGUUGUCUAGAAUUGUUUACAUGCCUGCUAGUGUUAGGUGUCUCAAAGUUGUUAAUGCCUUUUCACCUUUCAUUUGUUUUUUUUUUUCCCGAUUUUAUAGGGACAACCRUGUAUCUAGUGGUAGAAUAGCAUUUCCCUCGUUGAUGGGCUGUGGAUCCUGACAAAGAUCAAUCAAGAUGUGCCCACUUCUCCUUCCUGUUAAAGGCUAGACCUCCACCAGCAACAGUCCUGCAUACAGUGAGAGGUUUGCACGUUGUGACUAAACUUAAACGGAAUGGGGCAGUCCAGGUCCUGGUGUAGGGCCUGGGGCUGAGAGCUCCUUUCUUGAGGUGUUGCAUUCAUACACUGCAGAAAUCGAAGUUCUCA
Molecule: messenger RNA, 6723 nt
Organism: Nothoprocta perdicaria
Lineage: Eukaryota; Metazoa; Chordata; Aves; Tinamiformes; Tinamidae
Gene: ADCY9
Product: adenylate cyclase 9
Exons: 10
Coding region: 7-4053 (1348 amino acids)
Biological process (GO): cyclic nucleotide biosynthetic process; adenylate cyclase-activating G protein-coupled receptor signaling pathway; intracellular signal transduction
Molecular function (GO): adenylate cyclase activity
Source: RefSeq, a predicted model, not a curated record